Aspergillus steynii IBT 23096 is the source of this 963-nucleotide messenger RNA. RefSeq lists its product as uncharacterized. NCBI's taxonomy places the organism in Eukaryota, Fungi, Ascomycota, Eurotiomycetes, Eurotiales, Aspergillaceae. The transcript has 2 exons. The record is from RefSeq and is a predicted model, not a curated record. Bases 1 to 963 code for a protein of 320 amino acids.
AUGGAUGACACGGAGAGGGACGCCAUCACAGAGUGGAUCGAGGGCGUGGCCACCGAUGAUCUAUCCCCCUCGGGUUCCACACGAUCAGAUAUCACGGCCAACGACAGGUCCCGACAACCGUCAUCUAGUCCGACCCGUACUAAAUCCAAUCUAGCAUCAGCGACCCCAAAAAUAAGAUAUCUUCACGAGUCGGCAGACCCGGGAAGUGAGCUUGCGAGAGAAUUACUGGCAUUGUUGACAGCGGAGGAUAACGAUGGCUGGGAACCAGAAACACACGAAAUCGACAAAGUCUCUGCCGCGUCACAUAAAUGCGAUGCUCAAUUACGAAGCGAGAGCUCAUGGGUUAUUGAAGUCGUUCGCCCGCUACUACAAUGUGCGAUAGGAACACUACCGCUGGAGUGCUGGAGCGUUCAAACGGAAACUGUCGAUCCCAAAUACCAACCUCGAUACACCGCGCGGGACACUUACAGCCGGAAAAUCGACCUCGUGGUCGGUUUCCCAACUGAUGAAUGGCCGGACGAGUACGAAAGAAUGGCUGCGCUGUCUUCAGAUCGAUGUUUCAGCCAUAUCACUCAUCCACAUACCGGAGCACGGUUUCUCGGACCCGGCUUCGAAAUCAAGGCUUCUGAUGGAAACUUGGUUGAAGCGCAAGUGCAACUUGGUGUCUGGAUGGCGGGGCUGAUAACCUGGAUGUGGGAGCGUCGAUGCAAAGGUGCUCUUCCGCCCCCAGUGGUAGGAUGCAUUAGCAUUGGUGAACGCUGGGAUUUUUACAUCAUCUACGGUGUGGAGAUCGUGGGGUCUGCUCGACCUGAAGUACGUGUCUGGGGACCGUUGUCUGACCUGGAUGCUCGUACUGGAAGCCGCAAGGCAACGACGUUGCUGGCUAAACGAUUGCGGCAGGUAAUGAAAUAUACUGAAAGCCAGUAUUUUCAGCAGCUGUUGAAAGCAUUUACUCCCUCCUAA